Molecule: messenger RNA, 948 nt
Organism: Papilio xuthus (Asian swallowtail)
Lineage: Eukaryota; Metazoa; Arthropoda; Insecta; Lepidoptera; Papilionidae
Source: RefSeq, a predicted model, not a curated record
GCCGGACAUCACUCGAUGUCAGAAAAAUUAGAAAAGUGAAAAUAAUAAAUAAUAUUUUUAACGAAAAUGAAGUUCACUCUCGUUCUUGUGAUCGCGUUAGGUGCCUUCGCUGCAGCCGAAGAAGAUAAUACAAUGGAAAUAGCUUUAAGCUUCGUCAAGGAUUGCAAAGGGGAUUACUUCUUGUGUGUUAAGGAAAAAAUGCUGAAAAUGGUCGAUAAUCUGAGGGCAUCUCGUAGAAUAACUAUAGCUGAAGGUGUCGUCUUGAAAGGGGAACCUGAUGUGCGAUCCCCCAAGAAACUGGACUCUUUACCUGUGGACCCAACAGCCAGAGAUGCUGAAGUCAACUACAGACUCAUGGACGGUGUCGUCAGCUUGUUUGAAACCCACGCUCUUGAGGUCAAGAUGAAUCCCGCUGAUAAAGAAACCGUUCAAAGAUCUUUGGAAGAAGGUCGCGGUAAAGGUGGAAAGAAGGGAGGCGGCGGUAUGGGAAUCAUCGGUCUUCUCGCCGCUAAGAUGCUCCUCGGAAAACUCUUCAUCGUCAAACUGAUCGCUCUGAAGGCCUUAGCUACCGCCAAGAUUGCCCUAGUCCUUGCUGUCAUCCUCUUCGUAGCCUGGUGUAUGAAACAUGACCAUACCAAGACGACAUACGAAGUUGUACCACACGCCCACCACCAUGAGUCUCAUCAUCCCGUUCAUGUGGAACAUCUUUCACAUGAUGCUGGCCACGGCCAUGGUUAUAGCUCAGGAUAUGGCUCUGACUGGAACAAGAACAUCGAUGAAGCGCAGAACUUAGCCUACGGUGCUUACUCUCAUCACAGAAAGUAAUUACCAAAAAAAAUUGUAACCUCAAUAACCUCUAUUGUACAAAGAUUUAUUUAUUUAAUUUAUUUAACUUAUUGUUAUUAACUUAUUGCUCUAUAUCGUAAAUAAAUGUUCUUUUGAGUUUUA